This is a messenger RNA of Dermacentor silvarum, 5131 nucleotides long. Its product is annotated as tetratricopeptide repeat protein 39B-like. The record is from RefSeq and is a predicted model, not a curated record. NCBI's taxonomy places the organism in Eukaryota, Metazoa, Arthropoda, Arachnida, Ixodida, Ixodidae. Gene Ontology annotation, molecular function: protein binding.
AGGUGGUGAGGAGUAGGUGUUCUGUGGCGCCGCCGCACCAUGGGCCGUAGGAAGAAAACCUGCGGCACAAAUGGAUCAACGCGAUAUCAAAAAAGGAUUUUGUGCCGACCAAGUACACGAAGGUGUGUGCGGACCACUUUCAUCCCUCCUGCCUGGAGCGAACGACAACAUACACAGACCCAAGAACGGGGCAGGUGCUCGAAUCGGCAUUGCCAGUGCCGCGUCUUCGCCCCGGUUCUGUGCCGACAAUAUUUCCCGUGUGUCCAUCGUAUUCCUCGAAGCUUCCGGGAGAAAAACGCAACAGAAACUUCGGAAGCACGGAUGACGCGAAUAGAAGCUGCAAAGCUCGCCGAUGCGACACUCGCAGAACUGAAGGUCCCACAUCAGCAGCAAUCGGUGAAGAGCAUCCGGCAGCCAACAGCAGGUACUUCAUCAACUCCUUCCUCACAAGAAGUGCACACUCAGGGCCCUCACGUGCAGUCUGGACAGACUUGUCAAACUAGCCAUUGGCCCAUUGCACUUGAUCAAGGUGCAGACGACGACCUCAUUGGCACUGUGUGGAUGAGUGUUGAGAGUGGUGAACUCCUUGCCAUGACCUCAAGCCCACCACCAACUGAGCCGGCAAGAGAUGCAUGCAGGUACAAGUCGCUAGCCAAAGCGGUAAAGGCCACCCCGUUCAACCAAGACUGCGCAGUGAUCGGGUGCGACAACAGUCGCCGAAAGCGCAUGCGUUUAAUGGAGGAAGUGUGUCAUAGACACAAAGGGCAUAGAAGCAAGUGCAGGUGUGGUGUCUACAGCUUUCAUCGCUUCCCAUUCUCAUCGAAGUGGCGUCACAGGUGGAUCGAAGCAUUGCGCCUACCAAAUGACGAGUUCAUCGAUAGCAGUUGGGUGUGCUCUGUGCACUUUGUUCGUGGAAGGCCAACAGUUACACAUCCAGUGCCAACACUGCAUCUUGGUCACAGUUAUGAGGACCCAGCAGAAGUCAUCGAAAUUCCUGACGUCACGGCGGCCUGGUGCGGGAACUCAAAAGUGGCGUCGCCGCCUGAUCAAGCGUCUCCUCGUGCAGCCAUGUCCUUCUGGACCAUGUCGCUCGAGAACGUCAACGAAGCGGCGACAGUGCAUACCUGUCCCGACGAGGACGCAGAGGUGUUCGAGGAUGCACUUGACGUCUCCAGUCCAAGGAUCGAGACGCGGCCUGCGGACACCGUGAACGUGGAGCGAGCGGCCGAAGAGGCGACCCGGGCUCUCGACCUGCUCCUCAGCAACCAGUUCGGGGAGGCGCUCAAGCGCAUGAAGCCCAAGGCCCACGAAAGCAUGUACCAUGCACUGGGGCAGUCCACCAUCAUGUUCAUGCAGGCGGUGCUCACCAUAGACAUGAGUGACAUCAAAAGUGCGCAAGAAGCAAUCCGGCAGGGCGUCGAAGUGUGCAACCGAAUGCGCCGCAGAACCUCGGCCGUGGCACGGAUGCUGCUCCGGCCGGACUACAACACCUACACCAUGCAGGAAAUCCACGCGGAGCUGUGCUACGCCGAGUGCCUUCUGGAGAACGCCAUCCUGACCUUCGUCGAAGAUCAGAGCCUGGUGACCUUCAUCAAGGGAGGACUCAAGAUCCGGUCUUGCUACCAGUCUUACAAAGAAUGUAUGCAGAUGCUGGCAACAAGAAACUGGGAGAGUUCAAAGGAAAAGGAACACUUUGAAAGCGGUGUUCACUUGGGCGUUGGCGCAUUUAACCUGCUGAUCUCCCAACUUCCAUCGCGGAUCUUGAAGCUCCUGGAAUUCAUAGGAUUCUCCGGAAACAAGGUGCUGGGAUUGCGAGAACUAGAAGAAGGCUGCAUGAUGCAAGACUACCUCCGUGGGCCUCUGUGCAGUAUUGUGCUUGUGGCGUAUCACACGUUUGUCCUCUACAUCCUGGGACUUGGCGACGGAGAUUUAGAACUUUCGGAAAGGCUAGUGAAAGGCCUUCUAAGUAAAUAUCCAAAGGGUGUGCUCAGUUUGUUUUUCAAUGCAAGGAUGCAUCAGGUCAAGGGCCAGAUAGAAAAUGCAAUAAACCAGUAUUACGAAGCAAUUGAGGCGCAGAAUGAGUGGAUUCCUUUCCAUUAUAUUUGCUACUGGGAACUACUUUGGUGCCAUUGCUUUAGGUGCGACUGGGACCGAGCCAUUGAGACUGCCGACAUCCUGCGCAAGGGCUGCCGGUGGUCAAAGGCCACCUAUGUCUACAUCCAGGCUUCCUGCCUCUAUGCUAAGUACAGGGACGGCAGCACUGAGUUCAUGGAAGAGAUUGUUAACCUCCUCAGGCAAGUUCCUGGGCUCAAGCAGAAAAUUGCUGGCAAAUCCAUUCCCAUCGAGAAGUUUGUGGUGAAAAAAUCUCAAAAGUUCUUCGACAAUGGCCAGCGGCUCACUCUGCCUGUUGUGGAAAUUAUGUACAUGUGGAACAGCUUCCCCAUGAUUGGGCGCAAUGAGAAGCUUCUGCUCCAGAUCUUGGGACUUGUUGAAAACGCUCUGCCCGAGGUUUCCAGGGAAAAAGAAAUGGAUGAAAGGUAUGUCGACGACUACUGCCUUGCAAUGCUGCUCAAGGGCGUAUGCAUGCGCUACAUGGGCCACCCGCUGCAAUCUGAGGAAUGCUUCCUGGAAGUUUUCAAGUAUCAGGACCAGAUCCUGGAGGACACGUACCUGCUGCCUUUUGCUGCUGCUGAGCUAGGUUUCCUCUCUAUGCAGCAGCAGCAGUAUACAAAGGCCAAGGAAUGGCUGGACCAGGCCAGGAACAACUACCGUGACUACCUGCUCGAGUCUCUGGUGCAUUUCCGGAUCCACUCGGCGCUCAAGUCACUCCGCACCGGAGGCCACCUGUCACCCCGAUCCGACCCGACAACGCCGUCGCCCACAAACUCCCCGUUUCCGUCGCCCUUGAACACGCCGACGCACGGCGUAAUGGUCAACGGCUUUCCUUUCCUGAGCACCAGCCCGGGUAUCACAAAGAAAGUGAUGCACCCACCCAUUCCGAACGCUGGCGAGGAAGGCAUCGUGGGUGCCGACUGAGUCUCCGAUCAUUCCGAGGGAGAAACCAACAUCCCCAAGAACAUGCGACUGCGCACCAAGAUACCGCAUUUUUGGCCAGUCAAGAGCUUGUUGCGAAGGCACCUUUGUUUUUAUCUUAUUCUUUUUUCAGCUUGACGGGCUCGUGCAAGAUCCAGCUCGAUGGUUGGGCCUCGAGACAAAGGCAAAGAGUGUAAUGGCUAACUGGUCGUCGCGGCUACAAACUUGGGUCACCGCAAUCAUUCCGGCUCUGUGAUCAGAGUGUUGGCACUCGUGUUUUUCUUCUUCUGUCAUUGUUCACACGUUACGCGCACACUUUCGUGCCCCCCCCCCCCCCCCUCGACGUUUGCACGAGCGCUGCUAUUGUGGGACAACAGGCAGUCUGUUGUGCCAGGCAAGCAUGCAUACUUUUAGAGUCGUGUUUUCGUUUUUGUGUGAUGGCUGUUACCUUUUGCUGGCACCAGGAGCUAGCACAUGCAACUAGCUGCGAGAAGCGUAGAAUGCGUGCUCUCUGUAUUAAAGAAAAGCAAGCAAAAGAAAUAUCUUGAGGUAGUUGUGUUCGGAAGCCAUUCUCCUUGAAGAAAUGCUUUCAUGCUACCUCGUCUUAGGACUGAUCUUUAUUAAAAGUAUCAGCUCAGCUAGGCUACUAGUACUGCUGGCUUUAGCCACACUGGUAAUAGGCUGCAGACUGUUGAAUUGUGUACUAUGAAGCGUAUGUGGCACCUGAAAGCUUCGUUGUUGCAGUGUGGUCACUGCACGCGUUGGGCAUCAUAAUGUCACAGAAAACAUUCAGUAAGGUUUUGUUUGAGCUCAAAGUUGAAGCGAAUCGAAGAAAAAAAAGAGAGAGAAAAUUAGCAUCUUGCAUUUUAUUCUAGGCACUCAAACAUGUUACGUGUGAAGCAUUCUUUCUUUCUUUCUGCGAAGGGAUACCACAGUUUUAUGCAUUAUCACUCCCCUGUGCCCCAAGCAAUCCCAGCUUUGUGUGUGCCUGUCACAAACAAUGCAAUUUGACAAAUGUUCAUUGGAUCCUUCAAAGAAGGCUCUGGACAUGUGUGCAACUCAAGUCACCAUAAAAAGAAGCUAAGAGUUUCGAUGCUGCUCUUGCAACUUAAGCACAGCACAAAUCAGAAUGCACAUAGCACUACACAUGUUCUUUAUGCAUGCAUACUGUCCUAUGGUCCCUGUCAAUGAAAGCAAAAAAAAAGUAAAGUAGUUCACAGUCUUGCUUUUAUGAACAUUAAGCCAAGACCUAAGUGGAUGUUUUUUCUCUUCUCACUAUGAUGUGUAGCUUGCAUCAUAAUUAUGUUCAGCUGCAUUUGAAAGUGUGGCUUCAACAAGAGCAAAUUGUUUUGUAUGUGCAGUUGACGUAAGGCUUAGAAAAACUAAAACUUCGGAUAGCAUGCACAGCACACAUAAGAUCAGUGUUUGGGGGAUCAAGCCAGGGUAAGCAUUUUGGUAGACAUUCUGCACAACAAUGCACCCUCAAGUUUGUUCAAUUCAAUGGAACUACAAGAUUGUUCAAGGCUUUACUUUUUUAAAAAUUGGUUUUACAUUAGCAUCACAGUUGGGACAUGUGACAGUGCUGUGCUACUGUCAAAAGCCACACACUCAAAGAAGUCAUUCCACUUAAAAUGCUCUCUUCUCGCAACUUCAUUUUAUCAGCACUUGUACACUUGUGGGCAGACGUUAGCGGACCAUAGAUUCCUUGGACAGGCUGAAAUAACUCACACUUUAAGCUUGAAAAGUGGAAUUCGAGAGUGCAGUGAGAAGGCUGAGCACACAGACGUUGUAUCGCACUGGUCAGUUUCAGACAGCAAAGAUAGUCUUUCAUCCAACCUGUGGUACGCAAACCUUUGUUUCUGACUGUACAAGAGACACUUUUAAUUUACUUCGGAGGGCACGAACCUUGCUGCCAAGGCAGCCAGGAGGUGCUUGUUACUCCCCCCCCCCCCCCAUUUUGUGUACAUUCUUGUGAUACAUUCCGUUCAAUAUAGAUGAGAUUUACUGUACGAAAAGAGAGAUAUAUGUGUAGUUCAAGUUUGUCGGCCAGUCUUACAAGCAUGCUUAUAUCUCUAGCCAAUAAAACCAGAACUCUACA